Messenger RNA from Truncatella angustata, 1201 nucleotides. RefSeq lists its product as uncharacterized. The transcript has 3 exons. The record is from RefSeq and is a predicted model, not a curated record. Lineage: Eukaryota; Fungi; Ascomycota; Sordariomycetes; Amphisphaeriales; Sporocadaceae. Bases 177 to 902 code for a protein of 241 amino acids.
GCUGAAUUCUCACCAAUCCCUGCGAGCGCCUGAAAGGGCAAUGGUCUCAGUCAUCACGCGUGAGGUGCAAAACCCCGUUCAGACGAUGUUGUUACAUAAUUGCGACGGCCAGGACAAAUGAAAAUUAUUUCUGAUUUCCUCUGUGUGCUCGUAAAUUUCUGCUGUUCUUUUCUACGAUGGUGAUUAUGACGGCUGCUGAGAGGCUGAGAGCCGCUUUACCCCAUCAGCGGAACCAAGAUGGUACAGUCACAAUUACCGCCUUUGAGGGCGCCAUCCUCACCCGCGUCUUACCCGCCGAUGCUCGGCGUGCCUUCUCUUUUGAGAUCAUCUUCUACCCUGAUCACCCGCGCCUUCGCAAUCUGCCGUCCAAACCGCCGGAGCAUUUUCACCCUCUUCAAGAAGAGUAUGUGAGCGUGUCUGAAGGCGCCCUGGCGGUCGAGGUCGAGGGGGUCGAGCACAUCUUGCGACCUGGCGACCCGGAAUUUACUCUGCGGCGCGGUGUCAACCAUCGCCUCUACCCUUUCCGCAGCGAGAUUUGUAGUAGGGUGCGCUGCCUCCUGUCGGCAGAAGAAAUAUCGAGCGCCUUUGCGCUGGACCUGGUCUUCUUUGAGAAUUGGUACGCAUACCAGGAGCAAGUGGUUAUACAUGGAGCAAAGUUGGACCUCAUCCAGGUUAUGAGUAUGUUCGAUGCCGGUGACUCGUACCUCACGUUGCCCUGGUUUGUGCCUAUGCGCUCCCUGGUCUCCCGUGUCAUGAGCAUUGUUCUCGGCAGGUGGGCUGGCAGCUUGCUGGGAUAUCAGCCCUUCUACAAGGAGUGGACGACGGAUUGGGAUCUCGCCUGCGAGAAAAUGGAGACUUGCAUCCUGCAGAGACGAUUUUCAGACAAGAAUAAAACUGCGUAGCUAGAUUGGCCUGUCAGUGCAUGUCAGCACAGUUGCAAGGAUCAAAUGCAUGUCGUCCGUCUAGACCAGUACCGUACUGCUCUGCUUAGUGGUUUGAUAUGUAUGCAAGAUCAUCAGAUGAAAGUCGCCUGCAUGGAUUAAUUACGUGAUUUGGCGGCUAUUGCGCACACUUUAAGACUGGGGACCGUGGUGAUGUUGGCAAGAGACCUGUGCCGCCGUUCCGAUGUACUCAUACUUUUUUCAAACUCAAAAUAUCUCUUUCUUUCUUUCAUACAGUACAUGAUUGGUUGCCGAAAAAU